Neocloeon triangulifer is the source of this 2018-nucleotide messenger RNA. RefSeq lists its product as uncharacterized. The transcript is spliced from 4 exons. Lineage: Eukaryota; Metazoa; Arthropoda; Insecta; Ephemeroptera; Baetidae. The record is from RefSeq and is a predicted model, not a curated record. Bases 314 to 1711 code for a protein of 465 amino acids.
ACUUUGGCCGGCCAAAUCGGCGGCCGGACGGACGCCUCUGCAUGGCAGGUGCUUGGCCGACGCUGCAAAGAAAGAUAAAACCUCCUUCUUUCUUUGUGCGAGAGAAAUGUUGAUAAUGAACUGGCUCCUCCUAGUCCACUGCCAGGGUGCACUAACGCGAUCGGUCUAUUCCACCAAGAGAGCGCAUAACUUUUUUCAAUCCAUUCUUCAAACGCUGCCACCAUGAAAAAAAUGCGAGUGCACCAGACCUGUACAUAUAAAAGCAGAGGGGCCUUGGCGGACCAAUGCAGUUUUGGUCUUGGAGCGCACCGUGAUGGCUCACAUUUUGCGCAUUGUUUUGUUGUGCGCCCUCGCGCUCCUGCUUUCUUCGAAAGGCACCAAGGCAGGAGGUGGCGGCGGCGGCAGUCACAAAAAGUACAUCAUUCACGUGCCGUUGAAAGUAAAGGUGCACCAUCACACGCGCACCAUCUACAAGCACAUCUAUCACGAUGACGAGGGCCACGGUGGUGGAGGUCACGGAGGCGGCGGUCAUGACGCAGCGCCAGUUUAUCAGAUAAUCUCAGAAGGUUAUGGAGACUCUGGCGCCCAUGGAGGCGGCCAUGGUGGCGGUCACGGCGGCGGCCAUGGAGGCGGUCACGGUGGUGGUCAUGGAGGCUACGGAGGUGGCCACGGAGGAGGCUAUGGAGGCGGACACGGCGGUGGCCACGAUAGUGGAAAAGGAAUUUACGCACUUGUUCAACUUGCUGGCGCUGGAGGACACGGAGGCCAUGGUGGUGGCGGUCAUGGUGGUCAUGGAGGUGGCGGUCAUGGAGGUCAUGGUGGCGGCGGAAAGGUCGUAACUUCCUUUGACUCAUACGGACACAUCCUCGGCGCCGGCUACUCUGGCAACCAUGGUGGAGGCUACAGUGCGUCGGCAGGUCACUCUGAUGGUGGACAUGGAGGAGGUCACUCAGGUGGAGGUCACGAUGCUGGGCACUCUGGUGGUGGACACGAUGCUGGUCAUUCUGGAGAUGCCGGACACUCUUCUGGAGGCGACCAUGGCGGCUACUCUUAUGAUGUCGGCGGCCACGGAGGCGGCGGGGGCAGCGGAGGACACUCUGGAGGCGGCUACGACUACGCUUCUCACGGAGGCAGCUCUGGAGGCGGAUACGAUCUAGGUUCUCACGGAGGUCAGUCCGGAGGCGGAGGUCAUGGCUACGAUUUUGGCGGAGGUCACUCUUCUGGAGGAGACGCUGGAGGCCACGGAGGUGGCCACUCCUCUGGGGGUGGAGGCCACGGAAUCGACCUUGGCUCUUAUGGCGGAGGACACUCGGCAGGCGGUGAUGUAGGUUCCUACGGAGGCGGCCACGCAACGUCCGGAGGCGGAGGCCACGGAGCCAGCGUCGACCUAGGUUCUUACGGAGGCGGCCACUCUUCGGGAGGUGGAGGUCAUGGAAUCGAUCUUGGUUCUUACGGUGGUUCUUCCGGAGGCGGCGGACAUGGAGGCGGCGCUGACCUAGGUUCCUACGGAGGCGGUCACUCCUCUGGGGGCGGCGGCGGUCACGAUUCGUACGGAGGAGGACAAGGCUUCAGUUCCAGUGGACAUGGAGGUGGCAAUGACAUUGGUUCCUACGGAGGCAGCGAAGGCGGCCACGACCAAGGAGGCCACAGCAGCUACGCUUCCUCCUCCUACGCUUCAUACGACAGCAAUUGUAGCCACAAGCAUCACUGAAAAAAUGACUGUUUCUUAUUUUUAAGGUAUGAAAGUGAGAGUGUCCCUCGGGGUGAAUAUUUUUGUGGAUCAAAAAGACCAUAUUUUAAUAUAUUUUUAUAUUUCAAAUUAUUCAUGUAUCUCCUAAAUUGUUCACCCUAAUAAUGUUUGGUACGCCACUAGUCUGACUGACAAUCGUUUUGCUCAUCACAGCGUUAAUGUGUUUUGUAAAUAUAAAUACGUCCAGCGUUUUGUACUCUCUCAGACCUCCUUUAAUUAAUUCUAUUUUUUAUAUCCUGUUUGUAAUAAAAUGAAACUUGUAAAAGUA